AUGUUACGCUAUUCCAGGGUAAUCUUGAAAGACGUUCCUCCCAACGAAUCUGACUAUAUUAACGCCAGUUAUAUAAAGAUACCGAAAGGACCACCACUGCAUCUUUACGCUAAUAGAGAGUACAUUUCCACACAAGGUUGUUUGCCUAACACUCUUCUAGACUUCUGGCGAAUGGUAUGGCAAGAAAAUAGUCGCGUAAUAGUCAUGACUACCAAAGAAAUGGAACGUUCACGGAGCAAAUGUCAUGUUUAUUGGCCGGCAUUACGAGAAGAGCUAAAUCUUCGUGAAUAUGUGAUCAAGACCGUCGAGGAGACUAAAGUGCCAGGCGACAACGGAUUAGACAUGUUCAUUAGGCGGCGUUUUAUGGUGGCUAAAAAAGUAAUGAAAAUACGCGAACAGCGAAGCCGUAUGGUCCAAACAGAAGCCCAAUAUGUCUUUCUGUACAGAGCAAUUAGUUGCUACAUAGCUAUGCAAAGUCGGUCUCGACAUCCUUCCGAUGAGACGGGUACCGGUGAAGGAGGACAUCCACUUCAUCUUCCACCACCACCAGUUCCGCGACGGCGAGCGGUACCGGAGGUCGCUCAGGCAUACGUGAAUAACGGAUAG
Cooperia oncophora is the source of this 606-nucleotide messenger RNA. NCBI's taxonomy places the organism in Eukaryota, Metazoa, Nematoda, Chromadorea, Rhabditida, Trichostrongylidae. The record is from the annotation of a GenBank genome assembly.